AUGGAUGCAACAAUCGAGUGGUUCGGUGCCACCACGUUUCGCGUGAAAGCCAACGGCCUCGUCAUCUUCUUGGACACAUGGCUUGAGCGACCAGAUGUCCUGCCCAAAGUGUUGGCUAUCGACGAUGUGACUGAAGCGGAUUACAUUUUCAUCUCCCACGCACAUUUUGACCAUCUUCCCGGAGCCGACAAGAUCGCAAUCAAAACCGGAGCGCAUGUAAUUGCCAACGGCGAAGCUAUUAACGUCCUUCGGUCAGCUGGAGUGCCCGAGGACCAAUUGAUCCCGGUAUCUGGUGGCGAGCGCAUUCCUCUUUUCCCUCUUGAGUGUCGCCGCGCCGCGGCUCGUGGUGAAGUUGACAUCGCUCCUGGGCCACCAGGCGCACCUGCGGCUCCAGAUGGUAAACUGGCCGCGGCUUCCGUCCAUGUCUGGCCUUCGUUGCACUGUCUGAUGCCUGGUGGCUCGCAUGCAGAUGUGCCUGCGAUCAUGGAUACGGGCAAGGAAUACAUUGGAGGAGCAAGCCAGUACGCUUGUACACUGGAUAUCACAUUCGGUAUGAAAUACGGCCUCCUCAAGAUCGGCGACCACAUACCUCGUGACGCUGUGGACUCGGGCAUGCGCUCAUUCGUCGACUACGUCAACGGUCCGGCGAGGGGAUGUAUGUCUCACUUUGACGGAGGGCAGCUUAUGUACAACUUCCUGUUUGGAGAGGGCAAGACACUGCUGUGGAACGGGCAUCUGGGCGCAUACGAUGGAAUAUUGAAGACGGUGCAGCCACAGCCAGACGUGCUCAUUCAGGCGAUUGCUGGGCGGGCAAACUUGAACGGGCGGCCGUUUGAUGGGUCGGCGGCGCAGUUCGCGGUACAAGUGUCGAAGCUUCUGGGAGAGCCCAAGAAGGUGAUCUGGUGCUUGCACGAUGAGGCGCCGAUCAAGCCGUGGACGGUGGAUGUAAGCCCAGCUACGCAAGCGGUCGAGAGGAAGACGGGUUCCAAGGUGACUUCACUGCAUCUAGGUACAUUGGAUAUACUCUUCUGA
This is a messenger RNA of Colletotrichum chrysophilum, 1032 nucleotides long. RefSeq lists its product as uncharacterized. Bases 1 to 1032 code for a protein of 343 amino acids. The transcript has 3 exons. The record is from RefSeq and is a predicted model, not a curated record. Lineage: Eukaryota; Fungi; Ascomycota; Sordariomycetes; Glomerellales; Glomerellaceae.